Molecule: messenger RNA, 1005 nt
Organism: Lodderomyces beijingensis
Lineage: Eukaryota; Fungi; Ascomycota; Pichiomycetes; Serinales; Debaryomycetaceae
Source: the annotation of a GenBank genome assembly
AUGUCGCAGGCAGGUCCGAGAGGGAACCAUAGUGUCACCAAAGCCAUCACAAGACUCUCCUUGACCAACAACCACCUCCAUUUGUCCCGCACAUCGUCAUCAUCAUCGACUUCAAUUGCAUCCCCACCAUUGAGACUACCACCCUCGGUCAUUGCGAAAAGCCAAGGAAUCAAAUACACAACCACCUACGCCAACUACGCCACCACCACCGACGGCAAACUCCUAUCCUACUUCCACGACAUCCCCUUGGACCUCGACCUUGGCACGCAGGAAGCAAACUUUGUCUGCGAGAUCCCGCGCUGGUCCAACGCCAAAUUCGAGAUCUCGCCUCAUCUCCCCGCGAACCCCAUCGUGCAGGACGUCAAGCUGGACGCGGUGCGCUUCGUCAAGAACUUGUUCCCUUACCACGGCUACAUCCACAACUACGGCGCCUUUCCUCAAACGUGGGAGGACCCCACGCAGGAGCACGCGGGAUUAUACGGCGACAACGAUCCGCUUGAUGUGUGCGAGAUUGGCUCCGACAUCUUGCACACGGGCGACGUGAGGCGCGUCAAGAUCUUGGGUGCGUUGGCGUUGAUUGACGAUGGCGAGUUGGAUUGGAAAGUCGUUGUCGUGGACGUGCGUGAUCCGCUUGCGUCGCUGGUGAAUGACAUUGACGAUGUCGAGACUUUGUGUCCGGGGUUGUUGAGCGCCACGAGACAAUGGUUCAAGGAUUACAAGUUAGCGGAUGGGAAAGCUGCAAAUCGAUUUGCGUUUGAGGCAAAGUAUAAAUCGGCACGGGAGGCGUUGCAAGUUGUUGCGGAUUGUCAUCAGAGUUGGCAGAGAUUGAUUCUGGGCCAGGUUGGCACCACUGAAAAAGUGCAGCUGUUGCCUGCUAUUGCCAACACUACAAUUAAAGGAUCACCGGGCCAUUUGCUGGAGUUCGAUACCAAACUCGACGAUUCCCCUCCUCAGCCAGACGCAGAGGUGCCUCAAAUUACAAACAAGAAUUACUACUUCAAAUAA